This is a messenger RNA of Nematocida ausubeli, 2742 nucleotides long. RefSeq lists its product as uncharacterized. The transcript has a single exon. Bases 1 to 2742 code for a protein of 913 amino acids. NCBI's taxonomy places the organism in Eukaryota, Fungi, Microsporidia. The record is from RefSeq and is a predicted model, not a curated record.
AUGAUCAGCAGGUUAAUUCUAAAUCUAAUGAUGGUACAGAGUAUAAUUACAAGAAUAUCUGUGAAAGAUAUAAAGAAAACACAGGAAGCUUUUUUUGGUCCAGCGCAGGAUGUAAUUAUUAACCCAGAGGGGCCUUUGAAUCUGCUGCAUGGAUAUAUUGGCAUUCGGAAUGGGUAUAUGUAUAACAAACGUUUUUAUUCCUUUGAGAUAGAAACUGACUAUAAGUUGUCUAAAAAAGAAACACCCAGCACAAGCACACAAGAGUACAGCUUUAUAAGAACACCAGUAAAUGAUAAGAUAUACAAAGAACUAGACACAGAAAGUCCUACAGGAAAGUAUCUUAGCACGUAUCAUGCACAGCUCAUAAAGAUGUUUCCGUCAGUAGAUGGAAGUCUUUCCAUUGAGACAGGCAGGCCAAAUUCACUUACAAACUUCCUAAGAGCAGAUCAUGUUAAGAAGGAUGCUAAGUACAUUCUUGCAGGUCUGCUGCUUCUUUCAGAGGGCGUUGAUGUUAAAAUAAAUGUAGACCAUACAGAAAAGAAAAAGAAGCUUGUUAUAAAAAGUAAGGCAUGCGAAGAGAAAGAGUUUAUAAAUGUGGAAAUGUACACAGCUAGCAUUGAUUCAUCUACAAAUAAGCAAAGUAACAGUGUCUACCAAGGCGAGACUGCUGAAAUUGUCAACUUCUACAUAAGGUGCAGAGACAAUCCGCUGCUAAAGAGAGGGCGCCAAUUUGCAAUGCCAACUACCAGAGAAGAAUUUGAGAACGGUUUGUUUCUUAAUAGCGCAGGUUUUCUUAUACAGACAUACAUAUACGAGUUUAUUGACACAGCAGAGGACUACAUGGACUUUGUGAAUGCAGUGCAUGAAUUACUGAUUGAUCAAGUAGUUGAAAAGGAGAAUUCAGAGCAGACGAAGAAGAAGGGUAAAAAGGGCAGAAUAUUUGAUGAGCUUUUCCUAGCGAAAGAUGCACUUAGUGAAAAUAUAAAGUACAUUGAAUCAUUCUGUAACCUUGUGAAGGCCACGAAUGAAGAAGCUAGAUUUCCUUUUUAUAACUCUAGUCAGCUGCCGCAGUUUACUAGAAUACCGCAAUGUAAGGAGGACAAAUCUGGAUUUGUGCAGGAUCGAUCUCUAUACUAUAGCAACUGCGUAGAAUCAGCUCUUCUUGGAUUAUUCUGCUGCAUGGCAUAUAAUCCAGAGACGGGAAAAUAUGAAGUCAACCACAUGGGAAAGGAAAUAAGUGAUGAGCUAAAAAAGUUCUUUGAAGACUAUCCUAAGCCAACAGAAACCACGGACUUUGAAAUGCACAAAAGGUGGAGUACGGUUGUUGCUUGCUUAGAGAAUGACAAGAUUGACUAUGUGUGUAACAGGAAUGAACUUCUCUCUGGGGUUGUAAAUAUAUUUCUUACUAUUUCAGAAAUAACAGGACAAAAGAAAGACAUACUGAAGUUAGUUGAAUAUAUAGAGAAUGCCUGCAUGGAUGGAAAAUUAGAUACUAUACAGGAGUUUUAUAUUAUGAACGAGAUAGAAUCAAUUAUUAAAUCCUUGUCGCAGAACAAGAAUGUGGAAGUAGAGUGCGAUCAGAUGGUUCUUGGGCAGAGGUCAAAUGACAAAGCUGAUCUUCUGGCCGAAAUUAAAAUUACGUAUACUUUUAAUAAUGCCAAAAAUGGAAUUUCUUUAGAAGUAGAAAACGGGCAUACCACUCUUGCUCUUCUUCUACUUUCACGGGGUGAUUCCGCGCAUCUAGAAAGAGUGUAUGAAGAAGUAAGAAAUACUUAUGCUAGUAUGGACAGUUAUAUAGGGUAUAUUACAAAUCAGUACAUUGCUGCUGAAUUAAAUGCUUUAAAAACCAAAAGCUACAUCCUUUUAGUGGAUCUUAUGAAUAGUAUAGAUACAAUGCUAAGCACUAAGUCUACCAACAUACAUAAAAUAUUCUUGUUAGGAAAGCUUUCCAGCACUGACUUCAAGACCUAUAUUAUAGAGCGCUUUAUAGUAUUUACUAUAGACUUCGAGCUAGGCCCAACCAAUCCUGCAAUACUCUUCACUGCAAACAUUUUGGGAAGUGUUCCGCUCAAUGACGCUACGACUCGGUAUAAUAUGAUGCGAUACUUCCCUGUUCAUGCAAAAUGGCAGAAAUACUAUCCAAAACUUGGAUUUAAGCCUUAUGAGCAUCUUUCUAAAAAAGAAAUUAAUUGCAUUAACAUGGCAAGUCUUAAUUUUUAUAAUACACUACUAUCGUGGCCAGCAUCCACUACAACUAAAGCUAUAUGCAACUAUCUUAAAGCAACUAUGCAUACUAGCAGUGAAAUGCAUUAUCUACUGAUAUAUUUCAUAGCCUCAAAGCCUGCAUUUGAUCAUUUGGCGCCUGCUAGGGUAGCAAAUAACUUAGUGAAAAUUCAAUCGACUCUUGAAGAAACUAAAAGCCCUAACGAAGAGAAAAAUAUUAACUUUGUAUACAUAUUAUGGUUUAUCCACAUGUGCAGAACUGGCCGUGACUUCCCGCCAAAGUUUAUUAAGACAGUCUACAGCUUUAUAUUAUUUGAUCAUAUGCUGAAUGUGAAUGGGUUUAAAACUCUUGAGAUAUCUGAUGAAGAGUUCAAAAAUUGUGUAAGUUUUUUACAAGAAAAUAAAACUCUUUUCUGCUCAAAGAAUGACAGAAGAAGUAUAGAAAACUAUGAUACAUUGGUGUCAUAUUUUAGAACGGAAAAUGAUGAAGGCUUAUAUGGAAAUAUAGUCGAAAUCUAG